Hemiscyllium ocellatum (epaulette shark) is the source of this 1791-nucleotide messenger RNA. RefSeq names its product cyclic nucleotide gated channel subunit alpha 4 (gene cnga4). Lineage: Eukaryota; Metazoa; Chordata; Chondrichthyes; Orectolobiformes; Hemiscylliidae. Gene Ontology annotation, biological process: monoatomic cation transmembrane transport. The transcript has 5 exons. Gene Ontology annotation, molecular function: protein-containing complex binding; intracellularly cAMP-activated cation channel activity; cGMP binding. The coding region runs from base 1 to 1791 and encodes 596 amino acids. The record is from RefSeq and is a predicted model, not a curated record. Gene Ontology annotation, cellular component: intracellular cyclic nucleotide activated cation channel complex; plasma membrane.
AUGCAAUGUGAGGUUAGACAGAUCCAGCAGCUGACAGCGGAGAAUACCCAGAUCAGCACAAGUGACAGACACAUGGGAGCUGGUGGUGAAACUAGAAGGGUGGGGCCACAUUGGAUCCUGGAUCCCAUGGGAGAUUGGUAUGUCCGAUGGCUCGCAGUGUCCACCAUCCCCGUCAUCUACAACUGGAUCAUUCUUGUUGGCAGGUGGAGCUUCACUGACCUUCAGUCCCAUUACCUGUCUGUGUGGCUCUUUCUGGAUUACCUGUCGGAUCUCAUCUACCUGCUGAGUAUGGCAGUCAGGUUUAACACAGGAUAUCUGGAACAGGGAAUCUUAGUGACGGACCGCUGGCAGAUUGCUGCAAGGUAUGCUCGGAGCCAUGGCUUCAAGCUGGACGUGCUCUCCUUGCUGCCUACAGAGCUCCUGUACCUUCAGUUCGGUGUUCACAGUCCUGCUGUCCGACUCAAUCGGCUGCUCCCGAUCCGCCAUCUCCUGGAGUUCCUGCAGCGUCUGGAGACCCGCGUGUUCUACCCCAACACCUACCGGGUGCUCCGUACCUCCGCCAUCCUGGUGGCCAGCAUUCACUGGAAUGCCUGUGCCUAUUUUGCCUUAUCCAGACACAUUGGCUUUGGGCAAGACCCUUGGGUAUACCCCAAUAUUUCAGAUCCCGACAAUGCCCGCUUGAGGCACCAGUACCUCUACAGUUUCUACUUCUCCACCUUGAUCCUGAGCACCAUAGGGAACAUCCCGAAGCCUGUACGGGAGGAAGAGUUCCUCUUUGUGAUGGUGGAUUUCCUCAUCGCUGUGCUGGUCUUUGCGAGCAUCGUGGGAAACAUGGAGUCAAUCAUCUCCAAUCUGGACAAGGCAGCUCGCAGUGUCUUCCCCGAUCACCGGCUGAUCAGGGAUUACCUCCGAUCCCAGCGGGUCAACCCGGAGCUGCAGCAGCGAGUGACCGAAUGGUCUCAGCAUCUGCACCUCUACAAGAAGGUAACCAAUGAGAGGCAGAUCCUGCAGCUGCUCCCGGACAAGCUGCAAGCUGAGGUCACGGCCUGUGUCCACCUCCAGACCCUCAGGAAGGUCCAGCUUUUCCAAUCCUGUGACCAGCGUGUGCUACACCAGCUGGUGAUAAGACUGCAGCCUCAGGUCUUCAGCCCCGGAGACUAUGUGUGCCGUAAGGGUGACAUAGGGAGGGCCAUGUACAUCGUGCAAGAUGGGCGUCUUGCAGUGGUGACUGACGAUGGACUGACACAACUCGCUGUCCUCGAGGCUGGGACCUAUUUUGGAGAAAUCAGUAUCCUCAACAUUGCAGGGAGUAAAUCUGGAAACCGGAGAACUGCAAACAUUCAGAGUGUUGGAUAUUCGGAUCUCUUUGCCCUGGGGAAGGAUGAUCUGACUGAGGUGCUGCUGGAUUUCCCCGAGGCUAAGGAGGUGCUGGAGGUGAAAGGUCGGGAGAUGCUGCUGAGGAUGGGACUGCUGGAUGAAGCUAUCACACCAACUGAAGUGGAGAAUGGGAGAGUGGUGACCAAGGUGAGGCCGAUGGAAAAUUCUCUCGACUUGUUACAAACCAGAAUGGCUCGCCUAAUGGCAGAACUUGAGUCCAAUUUCCAAAAGAUCAGCUUUCGACUUGACUGCCUUGAAAAUGUGCUGGAGGUUGAUGAGGGUGUGGAGAGUGAAGGGAAUGUCAAGAUCCCAGGUUCACCCAGGAUCAAACUGAAUAAUCCAGGAUUAUUCCAGGAUGUAGGGCCAGACAAGUCUCAACCAGAUUCACCCCACGCAGCUCAAGGACUGAGCUGA